CAAAUACUACUCGGUUCGCAUGGCUUAACUGCGUGCAAAUUCAAUCGUGGGGAAUUCCGGUCAUGUAGGCAAAGUCAAAGUUGCGCUUUUAACGAAUUAUUCAAGAUUCUACAGCGUUCUUAGUUUCCCGAAAUUUUCAAGAAAUUCCAACAAAUUUACACUUUGUACCGAGGAAAUUUGAAUGUUUACUCUGAGGUCUGACUAUGCUUCCAUUAUUGUGACUGACCGGACAAGCAGCAGCAGCGAGUCGCCGUCGUUGUCGCCUCCAUUUGCGUCUGUAUUUACUAUGUUCGAUGCGGAAUUAGAGUUCCUGCUGUGGCGCGAUGUUUGAAUUCAGUGGUCGGCGGUUUCACUCCACAACGUUACAGUGUUUUAUUAGAUUGACGCUAGACACGAUCGCGUUAUUUCCUCAGAUUUAGAAUUUUCGCAGUUCCGAGUGUCCAUUUUGUUGAUUGAAACGUGUCCAGUGCUGCCGGAUCACCACCCCCCGGAAAUCAUGUCCUCGAAGGAUUAUUUUGGCGCAACGGACACUGCAUACGAGGUUGCUGUUGCCAUGAAACUGCCAGCUCCAGUUGUCGUCUCACCACCAAGACAAAACGGUGUUCAUCAUCAUCAGCACCAUCAGCACCAUCAGCAGCAAUCACCACAAUCGGUCGUAAAGAGUUGCAACGGCGACACCCACACACGAACAGAUACUUUCGACAGGGGCACUAACGAAGCAGCUACUGAUCCUGGCGCGGUUGCUGGAGGAUCAAUCCUAUCGAUAUCUUCAUCGCCAUCGGUAAUAUCAACAUCGUUAUCAGGGGUGGACGGAUCAGUUCUGCGAUCACCCUCAUCGGCAACGGUUGUUCUAGACCCGGCAUCUUCGGAGAACGAAUCAACAGCGACUUCACUUACGAUCAUUGGAUCGACACCGGUAUCAGUAGCAGCGACAUCUGUGAUCGAAAGUACGGGCGUGCAUUGUAGUGAUCGUGAAAACAAUAAUAAAGAUAAUACUAGCAGGAAUAACCACCAUCCUCAGCACAGUGUGAACAGUGAAAGCAAUAACGAAAGCAAUCUUCUUCUUUUAACUAACAACAACUCAGUGACUACAGAUAAUAACGGAGUGAUCCUGCCGAUCGGUUACCGCGGCUCCAAUAACACGGUGAUCAUAUCAAAUCGGUCAAGUAAUCGUUAUAUCGAACUAGUAGGAGGCAAUAACCACAGUGCUGACCAUAACAGUGUUCCUCAGCAUCAAUCUAACAGUUCGCCGAUUCGUUAUAGUACCUUAUCCACGAUUGUCCCGGCAAACGGUGAAGAUCACGAACAAUACUUGAAUUUGAAUUGUUGCAACAAUCCCCACGAUCUAUCACUUCACAAGGACUCUGAAAAGAAACCUGGCGACUACGAUACCUAUGUCCCCCAUGGUCACCAGCAUCAACCAGUAAUCUUGCAUCACGACCCCCAUCAUCAACAUCCUACUCAAGAUCAUCAUCAUCACCAACCACUGAACACAAUCAACAUGCGUAGCGGAGUCGCUCUUUAUACAGCUUAUAGCGAACCCCUUCAUGGGUCAUCUGUGCAUAAUAGCACCCAAGUUACUCAGACCAUUCAUGAGAUUAUUGAGGAUACGUUGAAGGACGAGAAUUGUUCACUGAAUGACCAUCAUUUGGGUGGUCAUGGCGAGGAAACUACCAAUUAUUUGACUCUAACCACACCCGCCGACUUAAAUCAGUUGAAGGAUGCUGCGUAUCAUAAUAAUAAUUCGACAAGCAGCGGGGGAGAGUCACGUAGCCCUUCGGGAUUAUCACAUGACGAUGUUGGUUUGCAAAGCUUCACGCAACUGAGUAAUGUAACGCAACGAGGGAAUGUGUAUACAACAGGGAAUGUGGAUCAGGGGAUAAUACAAGGAGGGAAUAGUUAUGAGACGCUUGCAACGUUCCCAGCCAGUUCAAUAUAUCAUAGACCACAAUUCUCAACCGCUAGCGGAGCAAUGCAAUAUUUCAACAGUAGUCCAACACAUGACGGCUCACAUAUGUGGUCUGGGGUUUCGUCCUCUCUGCCAUCCGAUGAUUAUGAUAGCCCGAAGAGUGGCGGUGGAGCGUUACCUGCUUUUACUAGGAUUACGGGUAGUGCCAAUAACUAUGCAGGAUCAGCCAGAUCAAAUCACUAUACAUCAUUAUCGAAUUAUCGUGGCCAGAAUGAGUCAUGGCAAAGUCCUUAUGAGACUAGUCCAAUCACAUACUCAGCAAGCGUUGUGUCAGCGAGCGAAGCAGGUAGGACGCGUUCUGCUGAUACUGUACAUUCUGCUGCAGCAUCACUAUCAGCCACAUUUUUCGAAGCUGAUAUUUAUACGGAGGGCCGAGAAUGUGUCAAUUGUGGUGCAAUUUCAACACCACUUUGGCGCCGUGACAAUACCGGACAUUAUUUAUGCAAUGCAUGCGGCCUCUAUCACAAAAUGAACGGCAUGAACCGACCAUUAGUUAAACAACCCAGACGAUUGAGUGCAUCUAGACGAGUUGGGUUGUCUUGCUCGAACUGCCAUACCAGACACACAUCACUGUGGCGACGAAACCCACAUGGCGAACCAGUUUGUAACGCCUGCGGCCUCUAUUUCAAGUUGCACAAUGUUCAGCGACCAUUAGCUAUGAAAAAAGAUACAAUUCAGACAAGAAAACGAAAACCAAAAGGUAGUAAGAACUUUUCGGAGAAUUCGAAGAAAAAUGCGUCAUCAUCGUCGUCUUCCACAGCCCAAACACAACAGAAUGUUCUUCAAGAUGCCUCAAAAGAUCUUCGGAUGCUAACUUCAUCAAUUCAACACACAAGCUCUCUCCAACAUUCCAACAACUCAAUAUCUACUACUCAAUCAUCAAUACAAACGGCGACAAAUAACACAACGCCACCACCACAUUCCUCACAGCAGAAUCUUUCCCCAAUUCACCAAUCACAGAAUCUCUCUCCGCUUCACUACUCAACACCUCUCAUGACCGCCACAAAUCUUUCACCAGCUUCACCAACAAAUAGCAAUAAUAACAACAAUAAUAAUAGCCCGACUAUAAAAUACAUGCAGAAAUAUAUGUCACCAACGCAUCAACUGACCCAACAGCAACAUCAAUCAGCACAAAUGUUCCACCACUCGAAUGUCUCCUCACCUGCCGAUCAACCACAAUUCCUUGCUGAUGGUUCACCAACAUAUAGCCCGGUUCAAUCGCCCAGUUACCUCUACGAUGCCCUGGCUGGAAAUGGUGAACAUGAUAUGAUCAAGUUGGAGCAUAUGCAACGCACUCAUCAUAACUCCAGCAGCAGAAGUCCAUCACUGGACAAAGACCAAGAUCAUCAACAACAACACCAAAGCUUUCAACAACAACACCAUUUACAUCACAAUGGAAGCGAUGCGAUGAGCCUCCAUGAUAUUGAGCAUAUGCGGAAACACACCGUUGUUAAGAUGGAAUAACAUUUAAGAUUAGCAUUAACAUUUUCUAAUCCAUACCAACGAAGUACUCACUAGGAAUUGAUAUACACAUAAAUUGGAAGGUUGGGGACGCCAUAUUUAUUGAUUGGUGUGAAAGUAGGUAUUUCUGUGAAGCCUACAUUUAAAUCUAUGUAAAGUUUUGGAAAAUCUCAUGUUCGAGAAAGGAAAUUUGCACAGCAAACUCAGUUCUUUUCUUCGAAUUAGGAACAACUUGUAAAUGAUUAUUACCGAAGGUCCUCCAUUUUUAAGAACCAAACCAUUUUGAAUGUGACAAAUUAAUGUUAUACGAAGAUCUCUGAAAAUUAAAACAAAAAACAAGAAACAUCAACGCAAGUGCAUAGAUCAUUAUAUUAUCUAUACUAGCUAAAACUAAACCUAAAAUUAUAUGAUCAAAUUUUAAAUUUAUUUAAUCGUCAAGAACGGUCGCACCAAUAUCCCUAAAGUAAAAUAGUUUCGAUGCAAAAAAGAUCAUAAAGACAAGGAUUUAAGCCAUGACAAUUCAAAAUUUGUUUUAGAUUAGACACUCUACAUAAUAACACACGAUAAAUACUAUAGGUAAAUUCAAAUUAACUGUAAAUUACAUUACUCUUUAAUGAUGGAGAUAUAGAUUUCCAUAAAGUUUGUAAAUAUUAGGAUGGUAAGAUUGUUUUCAUUUAAUAUUAUUUUUAUGAUGAAACUUGUUUCAUCUCAAUAACGUUUUUCUUAGCCAGUAACAAUAGUGCGAACAUGAUAAGUUUUAUAAAUAAAUUCUCUUCUAUUUGAUGUAA
This is a messenger RNA of Hermetia illucens (black soldier fly), 4218 nucleotides long. RefSeq names its product box A-binding factor. The record is from RefSeq and is a predicted model, not a curated record. Gene Ontology annotation, biological process: negative regulation of transcription by RNA polymerase II; positive regulation of transcription by RNA polymerase II; cell fate commitment. The transcript has 8 exons. NCBI's taxonomy places the organism in Eukaryota, Metazoa, Arthropoda, Insecta, Diptera, Stratiomyidae. Gene Ontology annotation, molecular function: DNA-binding transcription factor activity, RNA polymerase II-specific; RNA polymerase II cis-regulatory region sequence-specific DNA binding; zinc ion binding. Bases 497 to 3433 code for a protein of 978 amino acids.